AACACACUUGGGUUUCAGAAAAGAAAAAAAAAAAGAGGUUUUCUUUUCGUGUGUGUCAAUUUUCUGCUCUUCCUUUUCUCGUGCUUCCCUCACGAGAUCUCUCACAAGAGACUCGCGACUAAAAAAGUUAAAAGAAAAAGAAAGAAGAAGCGUAGAUUCCAUAAAUGGACAUGAUAAGCAACAACCACCAGCAACAACAGCAGCAAGUACUUGAUGGGUCGGACAUAGUAGAGCUGGUCGAAAACGAGAAAGUGUUCGACAAAUUUGUGGAACAAAAGUUUCAACAGUUAGAUCAAGACGAAGAUGGUAAGCUCUCCGUGACGGAGUUACAGCCCGCCGUUGCUGAUAUCGGCGCCGCCCUUGGUUUGCCUGCUCAGGGCACUUCCGCUGAUUCCGAUCAUAUCUACUCCGAGGUCUUAAACGAAUUCACUCAUGGAAGCCAAUCGAAAGUGAGCAAGACAGAGUUCAAAGAAGUGUUGUCAGAUAUUUUGUUGGGUAUGGCUGCUGGUCUGAAACGCGAUCCCAUCGUUAUCCUCAGGAUGGACGGUGAGGAUCUGUCGGAGUUUAUCCACAGACCUGGAUACGAAUCUGAGAUGGUAUCCGUCUACUUCUCGGACCUCUCCAGUAGCGAGGAAGCAACAUCAUCGCUCCGUGAUUGUAUCGUCAAAGCUCUCCAGUCUCUAUCUGUUGAUCAUGGAAUGCCUCCUUCCAGCGAUCCAUGGGUAAUGAACAACAUCGUAGAACCAAUCGUUGAUUCUUGUCUUGUUGAAGAAGAUAAGAGAGAGAAGAGCUUGUCUCAGGAGAGAUUCUUGGAAGCAUUCAAGAGUGUCGUGGAAAGAGUGGCUCAACGUCUUAAUGAACAGCCCGUGAUCGUCGCUCACAGCGAAAACACUUUCGAUGGGAGCGGUAUCAGGAGGCUCCUGUCCAAUAAAUUCGAAUUCGAUAAGGCGUUAAACGUUGCAUUGGAGAUAAUUCCAAAAGACCGUCACGGUAAGGUGUCUAAAGAGUAUCUACGAGCUGUGCUCGACACUGUUGCGCCAUCGGCGACUUUACCACCAAUAGGUGCAGUGUCCCAGAUGGAUGAUAUAAUAAAGGAAGCGUUGAAUAUGGUGAAUGGGGAUGAUGGAAAGAUGGUGAAGGAAGAAGAGUUUAAGAAAACAAUGGCGGAGAUAUUGGGAAGUAUAAUGUUGCAGCUUGAGGGUAAUCCGAUAUCGGUCUCGUGUAACUCGGUGGUUCACGAGCCGCUCACCUCCGACACCUUUCUGCCGCUGCCUCUGCCUGAAACAGAGGAGCGUUCUGAUUAAUUCUAGUCGCUUAAAUGGUGGGGAGAAACAGCAACAAAAAAAAAAAAAAAAAAGCUAUGGUUUUGGAGUUUUUACCCUCAUGAUCCCCCUCCCCAAAUUAAGUUUUAGAUAUUUGAGGAAACCCAUCUUACUUUUGAAUGUAUAAGAAAAGCCCUCUUCAUUUCUUUUGGAUAUGAUUUAAUAAAAAGAAAUGGGGUUUCUCUCUUUAUACUGAACCGUUUCAAAGUUUGUGGUUUCCUCGUAUGGGAGAGUGGUGAUUAUGCUAUCAUGUCUUCUUCUUUUUUUUCAUCAUGGGGAUGCAAUGUUUUUUCUGUUUUAUUUUGUUUUAAAUCAUGUAUGUUAAUUACUUUUAAACGAAAUUAAAUGCACGCCAAUAAUCUUUUCACUCACGA
This is a messenger RNA of Eutrema salsugineum, 1696 nucleotides long. RefSeq lists its product as uncharacterized. Bases 165 to 1304 code for a protein of 379 amino acids. The record is from RefSeq and is a predicted model, not a curated record. Lineage: Eukaryota; Viridiplantae; Streptophyta; Magnoliopsida; Brassicales; Brassicaceae. The transcript is spliced from 5 exons. Gene Ontology annotation, molecular function: calcium ion binding.